UCUUCUUCUUCUUCUUCUUCUUCUCUUUCAGUAAAGCACACUGCACCAACAUCAUCGGAGCGAAAACUACGAAUCGUCCGUACAGACGUGAUCUUGAGUGUUUUCUCUCUUUCACCUCUUGAGCUUCUCUCUUGCAGUCAGCCAUGGCGACCGUGAUGCAGAAGAUUAAGGACAUCGAAGAUGAGAUGGCAAGGACUCAAAAGAACAAGGCAACUGCCCAUCACUUGGGCUUGCUCAAGGCUAAACUUGCAAAGUUACGGAGAGAACUCCUUACACCUACAUCAAAAGGAGGUGGUGGUGCUGGUGACGGUUUUGAUGUUACUAAAAGUGGAGAUGCAAGAGUUGGUCUGGUGGGUUUCCCAUCAGUUGGGAAAUCUACACUUUUGAAUAAACUGACAGGAACCUUUUCGGAGGUUGCAUCCUAUGAAUUUACCACCUUAACUUGCAUCCCGGGUGUGAUCGUGUACCGAGGAGCUAAAAUUCAGCUUUUGGAUCUUCCCGGAAUUAUUGAGGGUGCAAAGGAUGGGAAGGGUAGAGGAAGGCAGGUGAUCAGUACUGCUAGGACAUGCAAUUGCAUUUUAAUUGUUCUCGAUGCAAUAAAACCAAUAACUCACAAACGUUUAAUAGAGAAGGAACUUGAGGGAUUUGGUAUAAGGUUGAACAAAGAGCCACCUAAUCUGACAUUCAGGAAGAAAGACAAGGGUGGGAUUAAUUUCACCUCAACAGUUGCCAACACACUUCUGGACCUUGAUACUGUGAAGGCGAUAUGUAGUGAAUACAGGAUUCACAAUGCCGAUAUUACUCUUCGGUAUGAUGCAACUGCUGAUGAUCUAAUAGAUGUCAUUGAGGGUAGCAGGAUAUACAUGCCUUGCAUCUAUGUUGUCAACAAGAUUGAUCAGAUUACACUUGAAGAAUUGGAGAUUUUGGAUAAACUCCCUCACUAUUGUCCAAUCAGUUCUCACCUUGAAUGGAACCUUGACGGUUUGCUUGAUAAAAUUUGGGAGUAUCUUAGUUUAACUCGUAUUUACACCAAGCCCAAAGGGAUGAACCCUGACUAUGAAGACCCUGUGAUUCUGUCAUCAAAGAAGAGGACAGUUGAGGAUUUCUGCGAGCGAAUUCAUAAGGACAUGCUUAAGCAAUUUAAAUAUGCUCUGGUUUGGGGGUCUAGCGCGAAACACAAGCCCCAGAGAGUUGGCAAGGAGCAUGAGCUGGAAGAUGAAGAUGUCGUCCAGAUUAUAAAAAAGUUGUGAUUGUCGAAAUUAAAUAGACGGUACGUGUACUGGGUCAUAUUCGUCCUCAGUCCUCAGUCCGUUUAGGGAACCAAAUUUUCGCCUCUCCUUAGCUGUCUUAGAGCCCACAACAUUGUUUUUCUCAUGUGUUUUCUAUUUCUUAUAUGGACUUUGGAGUAGUACUUUCUUGGGGACA
Morus notabilis is the source of this 1425-nucleotide messenger RNA. RefSeq names its product developmentally-regulated G-protein 3. Lineage: Eukaryota; Viridiplantae; Streptophyta; Magnoliopsida; Rosales; Moraceae. Gene Ontology annotation, biological process: cytoplasmic translation. The transcript has 10 exons. Gene Ontology annotation, molecular function: GTP binding; GTPase activity. Bases 144 to 1250 code for a protein of 368 amino acids. The record is from RefSeq and is a predicted model, not a curated record. Gene Ontology annotation, cellular component: cytoplasm.